This is a messenger RNA of Girardinichthys multiradiatus, 4789 nucleotides long. RefSeq names its product gamma-aminobutyric acid receptor subunit alpha-2-like. The transcript has 10 exons. The coding region runs from base 1224 to 2588 and encodes 454 amino acids. Gene Ontology annotation, cellular component: synapse; neuron projection; postsynapse. The record is from RefSeq and is a predicted model, not a curated record. Lineage: Eukaryota; Metazoa; Chordata; Actinopteri; Cyprinodontiformes; Goodeidae. Gene Ontology annotation, molecular function: benzodiazepine receptor activity; GABA-A receptor activity; inhibitory extracellular ligand-gated monoatomic ion channel activity. Gene Ontology annotation, biological process: synaptic transmission, GABAergic; signal transduction; chloride transport.
GUGAGACACAGGUGGACAACAUUGUGGUGUGGAAGAAGCUGAUUACAGGUGGGAAUCUCAGGAAGUGAAGUGGUUGGAAAACAAGACAGAAAAUUGGUGCACAAAACAAAACAGGAAGUGCAAAAGGAAAACAGAACAAGAUACACAACUGUUAAAACACUACUUGCAGAGUUGGACAUUACAAUAAAUGGCAUGUGGCAAACUUUAAACAGGACUUCCAUUGGCUCCCUUUAGGACAAUGACUUUGCUCAUGCCACUCUUCCAUUAAGGACAGAUUAAAUGAGUAUCGGACUAACAGUUGUCCUAUCAACUGAUUUUCCCUCCUGAGCUGUGUAUACCUGCAGUUCCACCAGCGUUACCAUGAGCCUCCCAAUUUCUCUCUAAUUGUUGUUAGCCAUUUUUGGUGGACAGCUAUGUCUUGGUAUAGGUUUGCAGUGUUAUCAUCUUUGGGUCUCAGAGUAAAGCGGCCUAGAUACAAAUGGAGGCAACACUUUUCGAACUUUUUAUUUGCAAAAACGUUGAAAACCUUGUAUCAUUCCACAUAAACUUAAAUUUUGUGUUGUUCUAUCACAUAAAACACACCGAAGAAUACACUGAAGCGUGUCUAUUUGUAUGCAGUUUUUCUAUUUAGCCAUAAGGUAAUCAACGUUCAUGCCUCUACAUUUUGUAUGACAUGUGCGUGCAUUCAGGCACGCAACAUUUCUCUGUGAUGGCUGCAGGAAGGUGACCCAAUCAGACUACCUUUAGGACCCAGUGUGUCUCCUUUGUAGUUUUUUGAGGCGAUGAGGGGAGACCGAGAUUGCUUCUUGUCUAUCGCGAUUCACAUCUCGGCUGAACGAGCUGAGCUGAGGAGGAUGCUGAGCAGCGCAAUUUAAUGCCAGGACCCGCUCCAGCACCUGCGUCUCCUUCCUUCUUCUGUUUGUAAUUGCUCUUCAUUCGUUCUCCGCUAUACGCUUUCUUAAUUAAUAGAAAGCCUAUUUAUUUGGUUCAAUCCUAGGAGAGUAUGAAAGGCACAAUACCAUCUGAGGAGUAUUCCUUUUGUUGGCUGGGACCAUGAAUUAUCAAUGCUCGCAGCUUUGUUCCUGUGACAAGCGUGCGUUUGGACAGUCUCCUGCAAACAGAGGAGAGUGGUGAAUUCUUAUUAACUUUCCUGCGCAUCUUUGACGUUUCCAGCUGGAUCAGGUACUUCUUGCACUUGAGAGGCUGUAGGUGUAGAAGCAGCGAUGUGGAGCAGGGAGAGCGCUUCUUCACUCAUCUGCCUGCUGGUGCUCACAGCUUUCUGGGAAAGCAGAUUGGUGAAUGCCGACCAAGGACCUUAUGACCCAAAGGAAAACAUCACCCUGUUCACACGCAUCCUGGACAGACUUCUGGAUGGAUAUGACAACCGUCUCCGGCCUGGUCUCGGAGACAGGGUAACCGAGGUGAAGACAAACAUCUUCGUCACCAGCUUUGGACCGGUAUCAGACACAGACAUGGAGUACACCAUAGAUGUUUUCUUCCGGCAAAGCUGGAGGGACGAGAGGUUGACGUUUCAUGGACCGAUGAACAUUUUGCCCUUGAACAACCUAAUGGCGAGUAAGAUAUGGACUCCAGAUACCUUCUUUCACAAUGGGAAAAAGUCUGUGGCGCAUAAUAUGACCAUGCCCAAUAAACUGUUACGGAUCAAAGAUGAUGGGACUCUGCUGUACACCAUGAGGUUAACAGUGCAUGCCGAGUGCCCAAUGCAUCUGGAGGAUUUCCCCAUGGACUUUCAUUCCUGUCCACUAAAAUUUGGCAGCUAUGCCUACACAAUCUCAGAGGUGACGUAUGCUUGGAUGCGAAAUGCUUCAGACUCGGUCGUGGUGGAAGAGGAGAGCUCUCGCCUGAACCAGUACGACCUGCUUGGUCAAACUGUUGGACAGGAAACUAUCAAAUCGAGCACAGGCGAAUACACAGUGAUGACAGCUCAUUUCCACCUAAAGAGGAAGAUUGGCUACUUUGUCAUUCAAACGUACCUCCCAUGCAUCAUGACAGUCAUCCUUUCUCAGGUGUCUUUCUGGCUAAACAGAGAAUCAGUGCCUGCUAGGACUGUGUUUGGAGUGACCACUGUUCUCACGAUGACUACUCUGAGUAUCAGUGCAAGGAACUCCCUGCCUAAGGUUGCCUAUGCUACUGCCAUGGACUGGUUCAUCGCUGUCUGCUAUGCCUUUGUGUUCUCUGCUCUGAUUGAGUUUGCCACCGUCAAUUACUUCACAAAGCGCGGCUGGGCCUGGGAUGGAAAGAGUGUUGUGAGUGAGAAGAAGAAAGAAAGAGCAUCUUUGGUGAAGAAGAAUAAUGCCUACGCUGUAGCAGUGGCCAACUAUGCGCCUAAUGUCGGCAAGGAUUCUGGCACUCUUCCGACCAUCGCCAAAGGUGGCACCGUGGAGCCCAGCAAGCCCAAAGCAGACGGCAAAGUCCCAGAAGCCAAGAAGACGUUUAACAGCGUCAGCAAGAUUGACAGGUUGUCACGGAUUAUGUUUCCAGUUCUCUUUGGCACGUUCAACCUUGUCUACUGGGCCACUUACCUAAACAGAGAACCGGUUAUAAAGGAUAUGGUCCCAUCUAAUUAGAACCCUGCUUUAGACGGGUUCUGGUCUGGGGAAGAGAUGAACCAAAUACCUCCAGCAACUGUGCACACAUACUUAUGCAGUCCUGGAUUGCAGUGUGAUCCUCUUUCUCCGCCCGUUUUCUACACCAUCUGCAGCACUUUUGAAAAGCCUGGCUUUUGUAUAUGUGUAUGUAUAUUUAUAUAUUUAAGGUUUCAUUGUGAUAAAUUGUGCAGUUACUUUGAAUCAAGUCCAUAUUUCCGUGAAAGUAUGUUUCCAGACACUUCACGUGGCUACUGUACAUACAAACCAAAUGGAGAAAGAAACCUGAACAUUAACACAUACAUUUUAUUUACUGUUAUAUUAAGUGUGUUCACAUAUGCUGGUAAAAUCCACCUUCUUAGUAACACAGUAUAUGUUUUUUUGACUAAAAGUAACCUUUUUGAUUUUUGGCCCUAUUAGAGUGACAUGAUUCAUUUAUUUAUUUUGUUAAUGUUAAUGCUGUUACUGUUUUAAACUUGUUUUAUUUUAUGAGGCAGCAGGUUGGGGCCUCAUCAAAAUCAAGGGCGCACUUAAUGAAAAUCAAGUAAAUUAAAAUGAAAUGAAAGUAUGAACAACACCAGGAUGCAGAAGAACAAUAUGACAUAAUUACAGACAUGAUUCUCUCAGCUGACUUUUUAACAUUAGCAUCAAGUUAUCAUUUAUCUGCAGCAAUGAUUAAGACAAUAGCUUUGUGUCAGUGUGCCAAUUCAUUUUGUGCAGAUGUAUUACCAUUACUUCCCUUCCUACUUCCACUUUGAACCCGUAAACAAACCAUUUCCUAUCCAUGUAUUUGCUGCUCAUUUCCAAUUUUCAACCUUGGUACUUUUGGUCGAUUCACGACUGACUUUUCUGAAAACAAAAUGAUGCCAUGUGCUGUGAGAUUAUUUGUACCAACCAUGCUAUAAUUCUUACCUGACAGGGGGACCGUUCAUUUUCGCUUUCACUACCUACAGUUCAAAGUAAUGUUCUAUGUUCUACUCAAAGUCAAUGGUAAGGAAAUAUGGUGAAUAAUGUCUAUCAGCAGGUCGCUCCAAGUUAUUUUGGUUUCAUCUGGACAUAUUCUACAAGUCUGAACUGCUCCAAACUAGGAUCAGUACAAAGAUAAAUGAGUACAUGUGUAUAACUAAAUGUUCUGCUAAUCAUACAGAAAUUAAAUUAUACAUGUGAUUUAGGAAUUCUAAUGACAAUGUAUCUCCAUAAUUUAUAAAAAUACUGCAAUGAAAGAUUAUGCCGUUGUUUAACCCUCCCAUUACUUCACCUUUACCACAGAUGAGAUUUAUUUUAUUUUUGGAAUUUAAAUUUCUUAUGGCACAUUGAAAAACACUCAAUACUUUAUAACUGCAGGAUGCUGAAAGUUGUCUUUGAAAAAGUUUCAGAAACACAAACUCAUUGUACCUUUUUUUUGCACCUUCUGCUGCCAUAAAAACAAAAGAAAUGUUGGUGGCCUAUUUAUGAUUCUGGUCAUGAGACGAUUAUUGCACAGCUAUGAAAUGGUUUCUUUACAGGUGGAAGUAGAAAGGUACUCGAAUCACAAAUCUCAUGUUUGUCACUGUUUUUCCACAAGAGUUUGUGUCACACCCUAUCUCCAUUGAUUGUGGUUGUCCUGAUUUGAUCCAGUCGAGUCUAAAAAUAAAUUUGACAAAUUGUGACACAUGAUCUAAUCAAAAUAACCCAAAGCAACCUCCUGCUGACAGAUAUUUACAGGAAUCUAAUAGCAGCAUUUCUUCUGGCAGGUACCAAUUAAUACAUGGUUGGUAUGAAACGUCCCACGGUAGAUGGCUCCACUUCGUACCUAAAAAUGUCAACUUGUGGACUGCUGUUUUAAAUUCAGACAGCAUUAUUUCUCUGCCGCCACGUUUUUUGUUUUAUUUUGUUGGUUUUUUUUUUAAUGAGUGCCGGUCAUUUUGCUUCUUUGCAAUUUUGUAUACUUGGAGCUUUCCUGGUUUCAUUCAAAACUUUUCUGAAAAUGUUCUUUUUUAUAAAUUUUUAGUAACUGUCUCUUCUCAUAGUCUGGCUCAAUUUAAAAAUUUCAGUAAGGAGGUUGCUUAGAGUUAUAUUGUUGUCAUCAGGGGCUGUCAAUUAUGUUUCAUUAGUCAGCUAGCAAAAACACAGAACCAACAAAAACCAAUGCAAUGAGGUUGUGUUUUCACAUCUUCAGAAAGAAAUAUACAGCUUAACUGACA